AUGCGCGUUUUCUCCGCAGUACCUCUCUUGACAUGCGCAUUUCUUCACUUCUGUGCUGGAAUCGCCUUGCCAAAAAUUCCGACGCCUGCGACGUCAGCCCUCAUCCUGAGGGAGCCCGUCCACUCGGAACACGAGUCCUACUUCAGCACAUCUCCAAGCAUCAUGUCGCCUUCCAAUAAUCCAACUUCUGCAUCUCUGAGGAAGAAGGACCAAGAAGUCCCGAACGACGAGUCACACCGGAGGCCACACGAGGCGUGGCCUACACUUGCCGAGGAUAUUCCUCAGACGCCUUCAAGGAGAUCCAACGACGAGGGUGGAAAUCCUCCGUUUGAGAGAGAUUCUCCCAUCCCCGGUCCUACGGAAAGAGGGUUGACAAGUCCUACAGCGUGGAAGCUGGAAAAAAAACAGUGA
This is a messenger RNA of Sordaria macrospora k-hell, 411 nucleotides long. RefSeq lists its product as uncharacterized. The record is from RefSeq and is a predicted model, not a curated record. Lineage: Eukaryota; Fungi; Ascomycota; Sordariomycetes; Sordariales; Sordariaceae.